AUGGAGACGCCCCCGCCGCUAUCGAGCGCUAGGUUGGCGAUCCCGAUCCAGUUGCGAGCUCUCCCACAUGUCGCUGACCUCGUGAGCUCGUUCCUGAUGCCCAAGACCGUUGACGCUGCCGUGUACAACGACUUGCACCGUGUACUUGAGGUGUAUGGAGAUAUCUGUCCCUGGACGGCUAGAGCUAUGAAGGGAGCUGCUGCUCGAGGACGUGUCGAUCUGCUUCAGUGGCUGCGUGACAACCGAACGGAGGGUUGCUCGAUCGAGGCGUUUACCAGUGCAGCUGCCUAUGAUCACCUCGAUGCGCUGCAGUAG
Messenger RNA from Phytophthora sojae, 315 nucleotides. RefSeq lists its product as hypothetical. Bases 1 to 315 code for a protein of 104 amino acids. The record is from RefSeq and is a predicted model, not a curated record. Lineage: Eukaryota; Oomycota; Peronosporomycetes; Peronosporales; Peronosporaceae. The transcript has a single exon.